This is a messenger RNA of Pseudomassariella vexata, 1026 nucleotides long. RefSeq lists its product as uncharacterized. The transcript has 3 exons. NCBI's taxonomy places the organism in Eukaryota, Fungi, Ascomycota, Sordariomycetes, Amphisphaeriales, Pseudomassariaceae. The record is from RefSeq and is a predicted model, not a curated record. Gene Ontology annotation, cellular component: fungal-type vacuole membrane. The coding region runs from base 1 to 1026 and encodes 341 amino acids.
AUGGCGGACUCUUACAAGGAAGAAACGAUCACCACCCGCUUCGAUGCGUCCCCGGAGACCAACUCCAAGGCCUCGAAGGGUCACUGCAAAAGGUUCUGGUGGGUAUAUAUCUUGGUACUGGUGGUUAUUGUCGUAAUUGUGGUGCCUGUCGUACUUCUGGUUGCUGUACCAAAAAUUGCCCAACAGAAAAUCAAUGAGGCGAAACUCCAUGUCGACAGCAUCGUCGUCACCAACACAAGGCCUAAUGUCUUGAACAUGGCCAUCAACUCGACGAUCACCACCGAUGGCAAGGUGCACGCUACCAUUGCAGGAUUUCAGUCCACCAUGUAUCUCAUGGACGUCGACCCUCCUCUAGCCUUCGCCACCCUCGACUUUCCCCAGACAAAAUCGGAUGCUCUGAUGGUAGUCAACAUCAGCCAGGAACUCACCUUCGAUAACCUGGAUGCAGUUAAGACCUUCAACGCACAUCUCCUCUCUAAGGAGAAGAUCAACGUCAAGAUCGAGGGCGACACGAACGUCCGCGUUUCCGGCAUCGCGCGCAACUACCCCGUAUCCUUCUCCAAGAAUAUCGAGAUGGUCGGGUUCAACAACUUCGCUGGCGUCGUGGUCACGAACCCACACGUCAACCUCAACCCAGUAAACAACUUCAAUGCCACCGCGAAUCUGCCUAACCCCACAAUAUGGACCGUGGAAAUUGGCAACGCAACAUUCCAUAAUUACUUGAACGGCUCUGAUAUCGGCACGGCGUACAUCUUGGACGUGGUCCUGAGACCAGGCGAUAACGAGUUCUUCAUUUGGGCAGACGUUAAUCAGGCCCCUAUCCUAAACGCCUUGACUUUGCCCCCGGCCUGCGAAACCGGCAACCUCACAAUCGACCUCGGCGGCAAGACAGUUAUGAACAACGGCCAGACCAUCUCGUACUUCCAGGACGCGUUCGCCUCGUCCAAUGUUAGCGCUAUCAUUGACAUCGGCGCCGCCGUUAAGAACGAUAUCGGGUUGAGUAUCCCGUGUAAGGGCUCUAGUUAA